CCCGAGCUCACUCACUCGGCGCGACUCCCUUGAGCCCGGUUUCUAGACGUUCAGGUCGCGGGGGCAUGCAAACGAUCAAUAGGUUCCUGUACGGGCCUACUCCCGAGGAGAAAGUAAGAGCAUGGCAGGCUAAGCUCCGGUCUGAGCAGCGUCAGUUGGAUCGGGAGAUGAGGCAGCUCGAUAUGGCUACAGACAAGGCAAGGAAGACGGUGAAGCAGCUCGCCACGAAGGGCGAUGUCAAGUCGGCGCGUAUCUUGGCGCGCGAGGUCGUCAGGAGUAACAAGCAGAAGGAUCGGCUUUCUGUGAGCAAGGCACGACUCGGGUCUAUAGGACAUCAACUGCAACAGCAGCUAGCAAUGGCGAAAGUAACGGGAACGCUGCAGAAGUCAACCGAAAUCAUGAAACUGUCUAACCAGCUCGUGAAGCUACCUCAGAUCAGCGCGGCCAUGCGCGAUAUAAGCAUGGAAAUGACUAAGGCUGGCAUCAUGGAAGAAAUGCUGGACGAUGUCAUGGAGAUGGACGAAGACGAAGAACUCGAAGAGGAAGCAGACGCUGAGGUGGAUAAGGUCCUCUUUGAUCUCACCGACGGUAAGCUUGGACAGGCCGGUGCUGUGGGUACAGAAUUGCCUUCAAACGAAGCGACGCUCGAGGAUGAAGAGACCCAGCGUGCUAUGGAGCAGUAUCGGCAACAACUGGACGGACUUCUCAGUAGCUGAGCAGCCGAUUCCAUGUUUAACGUUCAAGGGUUGCGAGUCCAAGUGUUAGUGCCAGUGUAUCGGUCUUGUAUUUUCGUAAUUAGAGCUUCACGGAUCCAUAUAUUCAUCUCGCAUUACGCGCUUCAAUGCUAUUCAC
Molecule: messenger RNA, 852 nt
Organism: Punctularia strigosozonata HHB-11173 SS5
Lineage: Eukaryota; Fungi; Basidiomycota; Agaricomycetes; Corticiales; Punctulariaceae
Product: vacuolar sorting protein Vps24
Exons: 5
Coding region: 66-716 (216 amino acids)
Biological process (GO): late endosome to vacuole transport; protein transport; endosome transport via multivesicular body sorting pathway
Cellular component (GO): multivesicular body; ESCRT III complex
Source: RefSeq, a predicted model, not a curated record